UGAUCUCCAUUUGCACUCAGGGGGCACCGGCCAGUGCGGAAGGUUCGGCGGAGAGCAAGGGAAGGAAGAACGGCGUGGGGACCCUGUUCCGGGGGUGGGCGCACACGCUUUCACCUCCAGCCUUUCAUCGGCUGCAUCGGAGCGGGAAGCCAGAGUGGAAACUCGCUCGGGGGAAGCCGAAAGGACUUGGCGUCUUCACGGCGGGUUCCCCGGAGGAGGUACCGGAGCGCCGAGUCUGGAUGAACGGGGAGCACCGCGCACGGUGGGAGGGGGACGCGCUCUGCAGCAUCCGAGCCUGGAGCACCAGCAACAUGCCCCCGCGGUGAAGCGAGCGUGGAGGGAGGAGCGAACGUGGAUUGAUUUCAUGGGAGAUUGCGCUCCUCGCUGGCCCGGCGUCGUCGUGCAGCACUCGUGUCCGGGAUGGGGAAGGAGCAGGAGCUGCUCGAGGCCGCCCGCACCGGGAACGUGGCCGUGGUGGAGAAGCUGCUGAGCGGCAAGAGGGGCUUGCUGGGCUCGGGCUCGGGUUCCAUUCCGCUGCCCAACCUGCUGAGCAUGUGGAAGGGCCUCAACGUCAACUGCACGGACAGCUCGGGAUACACGCCGCUGCAUCACGCCGCGCUCAACGGACACAGGGAGGUGGUGCUGAAGCUGCUCCAGUUCGAGGCGUCGGCCAACGUGGCCGACAGCAAGGGCUGCGUGCCGCUGCACUUGGCCGCCUGGCGGGGCGACGUGGACAUCGUGCGCAUCCUCAUCCGACACGGGCCCUCGCGCUGCCAAGUCAACCAGCAGAACCACGAGCGGGAGACGGCGCUGCACUGCGCGGCGCAGUAUGGCCACUUGGAGGUGGUGUCGGUGCUGCUCCAGGAGCUGACGGACCCCACCAUGAGAAACAGCCGGCAGGAGACCCCCUUGGACCUGGCGGCGCUCUACGGACGUCUGCAGGUGGUGUGCAUGCUGGUGAGCGCCCACCCCAACCUGAUGGGCGUGCGCGGCCGCCGACACACGCCGCUGCACCUGGCCGCGCGCAACGGACACCGCAGCGCGGCCGAGACGCUGCUGGAGGCCGGCAUGGACGUCAACUGCGUGACGGAGAAUGGCAGCGCCCUCCACGAGGCCGCCCUCUACGGGAAGACGGAUGUAGUUCGCCUGCUGCUCGACUCAGGGAUUGACACAAAUCUACGAGAUAGCCUGGGAAGAACAGCUUUAGACAUCCUCCGAGAACAUCCUGCGGUCAAAUCUCAGCAGAUCACUGCUCUCAUUCAGGAAUAUGUGACGGAUGAAAUGGAGCGGCGCAGCAUGGCGGAGGAGCCCAUCCGCAAGUGUCCCGUCCCCGCGCCCCGCACCUCCAUCUCCUCGCCCUCGGCCUCGCCCUCCUUCAGGCACAAGAAUGACGCGGUGACCGGCGAGCUGUCCAAGCUGCUACACGAGAUCAAAAAGUGCCGCGACCGCGACUACUCCUUCGAGGAGCUGUGCCACACCAUCUCCUCGCACUCCAUGGACAGCUUCGGCAGCGGACGGCUGUCGGACGAAGAGCGGGCGGAUGCGCUCAACGGCACCCUGACGUGCGCCGUCAAGCGGCCAACCCCGCCCCUAGCCGUGGCCCCCGAGGAAGAGGCCGACCGCGAUCAAACGGAGAGGAGCUGCGGCCCUACCGGAUUCUGGGAGGCGCUCAGCCCCUGCAACGGCUGCCACAACCUGGGCUUCUCCAACCUGUCGCAGGAUUCCAAGUGUCCGGGGGACGCGCCCGCUUCGCCGUCAUUGGAUGUGUUCCCGCCGGAGGACGAGGACAACCCCUACGAGUCGGUGACCACCGCCGUCACGCGCAAGCCCUGCUCGCUGGACGUGGGCCAGCGCCCCGACGUCUGGCCGCGGAACGGUCACUUGUCCCAUGGAGCCAGGCAGGGGGGGCGCGGUGACCAUGGCAACCACUCCACGGGCCCGACUCCAGACUGCUCGCCCCCCUCCCCUGACACGGCCCUGAAGAACAUCGAAAGAGUCAUCCACCCACAGCCCAAACAGCGCACGUCUCUGUCGUCGUCCUUGGACGUGCAGCGGCCCGUCAACCACAGCUGCGAGCCCAGCGAGGUCAGCUCGUCACUGGGCUACGCCAGCUUCAGCACCAGCCCCCCGGCCAGCCCGCCCAUCAGCCCCAACCAAGAACGGGACCAGGACUCGGCCGGGUCCAACGACGACUGUCCCCUGACAGACGACGCGCCAAACUAUGGCCAGCCGCCGUUAGAGGACCGGCGCAAGAGUCGCAUACCGGAGGAGUUUGCGGGCCUCCUGCACGGCUCGUCCCCGGCCUGCGAGACGCCGGAAACGCCCUACCACCUCUACAGCCCCAAACCUCGCAAGCACGCCUCGACGGGCCUGCGGCCGCCCGAUUUGGACUGCGCGGUCGCACCGGCGACCCCGAAACCUUGCGCGAAACCCCAGGUGGUCUACCGGACUGUAUUCUACACCAGAGUCAACCAGGACCUGGAUCGCCGAGUGGACUCGGGUUGCGGAACGAACGGCGAGGUUGUCGGAGGGAGUGCGCCCAAGGGCCCCGGCUACGAGGAGAGGGCCUGCACCCUGGGCAGAAUGAGGUCCAUGCCCCGCAGCGUGCUGGACCUGCAGCUCUCCAAGUCCCUGUCCAAGUCCGACUCCAACCUGGUCGCCGUGUCGCCCAUACAGGAGGAGAACGUUUGGGAGUCUCCAUCUCGCGGCCAAGGCUCGGCGAGUUCAAGCGCGGCCGGCGACGGAACCGCCCCGGCGGGAAAACUGGAAAGAACGCCCUCGUUUACAGCCGAGUGGGAGGAGAUCGACAAGAUUAUGAGCUCCAUCGGGGCGGGAAUAAACAGCGGACUGGAUGCGAAGGAGCACAAUUCAGGUCCCAGAUGCCCCGCUGCAGUCGGUGGGCCAGUGGCUGGACUCCAUUGGCUUGGUCCAGUACGAAAACCACCUGCUGGCCAACGGCUUCGACAACGUCCAGUUCAUGGGCAGCAACGUGGUGGAGGACCAGGACCUGCUGGAAUCGGCAUCCUCAACUCGGCCCACAGACAGCGCCUCCUGCAGGCCAUACGGCUCCUGCCCAGGGUGCGGCCAAUCGGCUACGACGGCAACAACCCGACGUCGGUGGCCGAGUGGCUGGAGUCGCUGGAGCUGGGCGACUACACCAAGUCCUUCCUCGUCAAUGGCUACACGUCCAUGGAGCUGGUCAAGAAGAUCUGGGAGAUUGAGCUCAUCAACGUUCUGAAGAUUAGUCUGAUCGGCCACCGCAAACGGAUCUUGGCCUCGUUGGGGGACCGACUCCACGAGGACACCCCCCAGAAACCCCCGCGGGCCAUCUCCCUCCGGGAGCCCGGCGGCAUUCACACUCCCCCUCAGCUCAGCCCGGCGGCGUACGCGGCGGGGGUCCCGGGCGGCUCCCUGGACGUGCAGCACCUCAUCAUGCAGGCGGACGCGCGGCGGCGCCAGCGCAGCAACGACAACUACUUUGACGACGUGCCGCGAUCCAAACUGGAGCGGCAGAUGGCCCAAGUCAGCAUGGUGGGUGACGGGAAGCGCCUCGGAUCUGUGUUGCCCCCCCUCCUCCACUCCCCCUCGACGCCUGAGAUUGGCUGUCGUUCGCAGGCGGGCGAGUGGUGCGAACCCAUCACGUUGCGUCCGCCCAACGAGGCCACCUCGUCCACACCCGUUCAGUACUGGCAACACCACCCUGAGAAGCUCAUCUUCCAGUCCUGUGACUACGAAGCUUACUACCUGGGCUCCAUGCUGGUGAAGGAGCUGAGGGGCACCGAGUCGACGCACGACGCCUGCGCCAAGAUGAGGAAGUCGACGGAGCAGAUGAAGAAGGUGCCCACCAUCAUCCUCUCCGUGUCCUACAAGGGGGUCAAGUUCAUCGACGCCACCAACAAGAACAUCAUCGCCGAGCACGAGAUCCGCAACAUCUCGUGCGCCGCUCAGGAUCCCGAGGACCUGUCCACCUUCGCCUACAUCACCAAAGACCUCAAGUCCAGCCACCACUACUGCCACGUCUUCACCGCCUUCGACGUGAACCUGGCGUACGAGAUCAUCCUGACGCUGGGCCAGGCCUUCGAGGUGGCCUACCAGCUGGCCCUGCAGGCGCGCAAGAGCGGCCACGGCUCGUCCACGCUGCCCGAGAGCUUCGACAGCAAGCCGGGCAAACCCGUGCCCAAACCGCGCGGCGUCAACAUCCGGAAAUCCAUGGAGCAGGCGUCCAUGGAGCAGAAGGGCCACGCCAACGUCCCGUGGAUAGUGGAGCCGGGUCAGGAGGCCAAGAGAGGAGUCAACACCAAGGCAGUGGCGGACGCUCAUGUCUUUUACUGUGGAAAUCAAAGAAUGUAGCCAGCCAUAAACACAUGGACCUUGUCAGGCAUAACACGCACGCUCUUUUCAAAGGACUACAAACAUGGACUCCCUCCCCCACCGCUGUUCCGCGUUUAAGCUUGACUGCUUUGUGACACACAAACACACAAUAGGGAAGUGAAUGUUCUGCUCCAACCUUUUUUGUGGGGGAGGUUACCAUGGAGAUGGACAAUUGGGCAUGUCUUUUUUUUUUUUUAACAGAUUCAAGGUGAGAAGACUGGUAUCAAUGUUUAGUAUGAGAGUAUUAUAACACCACCCAAAUGAUCUUGUGCAAUUCUCAUCUGCUGUCACCCUCAUGUCAGAUUAUUUUUCUAUGCGCUCGAGACCGAUGGCCGCCCCCCCCUGAAAAAAAACAACAAAAAAAGAAGCGUGAAUGUGCUGACCUCCGUCCCUCCUCUCUGCACUGUAUUCAACUACUGUACGUAUGGGAUCUGAGGGGAUAAAAUGUACAUAAAUAUUUUGCCAACUCAUUGUUGAUAACUGUAAUGUAAAAGAUGGACAGAUACUAUGUGGCACUGGGAAAAAAAAAAGCUAAACCAAGACAAAAAAGAAGACAUGUACUAGAUGAUUCUAUAGAUGAUGUACUUGGAGUGACAUUCAUGUAAAUAGGCUUGGGCUUCCAGCACGCUGAUUUUUUUGUAAUUUUAUGCCAUUAUUUAUAACCCUGUAAAGCACACAUGGAAUAAAAUAUGACUUGUACAACCAUGA
Hippocampus zosterae (dwarf seahorse) is the source of this 5079-nucleotide messenger RNA. It is a transcript of the gene anks1b, whose product is annotated as ankyrin repeat and sterile alpha motif domain containing 1B. The record is from RefSeq and is a predicted model, not a curated record. Gene Ontology annotation, molecular function: protein binding. Lineage: Eukaryota; Metazoa; Chordata; Actinopteri; Syngnathiformes; Syngnathidae. The transcript is spliced from 27 exons. The coding region runs from base 421 to 4350 and encodes 1309 amino acids. Gene Ontology annotation, cellular component: cytosol.